Messenger RNA from Rhinocladiella mackenziei CBS 650.93, 1380 nucleotides. RefSeq lists its product as uncharacterized. The transcript is spliced from 5 exons. The record is from RefSeq and is a predicted model, not a curated record. Lineage: Eukaryota; Fungi; Ascomycota; Eurotiomycetes; Chaetothyriales; Herpotrichiellaceae. Gene Ontology annotation, molecular function: ATP hydrolysis activity. The coding region runs from base 1 to 1380 and encodes 459 amino acids.
AUGGCAUCCAAGUUUAUGGUUAAUGCAGCCUUUGACGCUAACGCUCGUCUUCUCCUUCGGCUAUCUCGCCAGCACACCGUUUUAUUCGUCAACAAACUUGAAUACCCUAUCCCUGGCCGACCUACCUUGCCGCCGAUUCUCGGCUCCAGAUCCUUCUCAGACUCUACGUCCAGUCCCUCUUUUCCAAAAUCCUCCGGAUCUUCUAAGGACUCACAAUUUUCUGGACCUAAGGAUAAGAACCGGUUCUCGUCUGAGACCUGGGAUAAGACUUUUACAGGAUAUGUCACCCAGGAAAUGUGGAAAGAUUGGUACCAAGGAUUUCGGAGACGUGCGCACGAAUCUGCACGCGAGUCUGCAAUAUACGAUCAGCUCAAAAAAGGACCGGUAUUUAAGAAGAAGAUUAGAUACGUCAUCCCACGUCAACAGCUUGUCGAUGAAAUAAGGCUGCUCGUCAAACCAACGGAAGAUGGUGGUGGUCAUUAUCCCGUUAUUAUCGGAGAGCACGGAACUGGAAAGACGAGUCUGAUCGAACUCGCCGUGAAUAGCAUAGAAGAACCCAAGGGUAUUGUAUAUGUCGAUGUACCUGUUGAGUGCAGCUCAGAAUUCGAUGUUGCCAGGGCGAUGCAAAAGGCUAUGGGGUGGAAGCCAGAUGACUUGAUCGAUUCCGGCGAACCGGCAUCUGUAGAAACGGUUGUGGAAGUUUUUACCGAUUUCGCCAUCAAAUACCAGCAGGAGUUUAAGACAGUGCCGGUUUUGAUCAUCGACAACGUGAACAGACUCUCUCAGACGCAUCAGCGGCUUCUUGAUUUAUUUCAAGACUAUGCGAAGAAAGCUGCCGACCAAGAGAUAUUCACCAUUGUGUUUGUGUCAAGCGAAGGCCGCGUACCACGUCCUAUGACGGAUAGAAGUUCGUGGUCAAGAAGGGGGGAAAUCACCGAAAUCGGCGAUGUGACCAGAGAGGAAGCUCUGCAGUAUCUCAGACUUCGGAAGGUCGAUGAUGAGCUGGCAACGCAAAUUUAUCAGCUUGUUGGGGCCGGCAUGAUACACCUGCAGUCCGUCACAAAUGAGAUCGAGAAGAACAGGACAUUUGAAGUUGCGCGCCGGACCAUGUUCUCCGACGCCGAAAGACAACUCCCGUCCGCCGAGGUUCUUCCUCACCGUCGUUAUCACAAGGAGGGAGCGGUGAUUAUACGUGAACUUUUGAAGAACGGAACAAUCUCAUGGGACACCUUCUAUGACCUAGUAGGCGCCAACAUUGGGGAUAAGUUGCUGGAAGCACAUAUAUUCGCACUUCACUCCAAUUCCGAAGAGAUCACCUUUCAGUCGACAGUGAUGAAACGAUAUUGUGAGGAAAAUUUGGCUCUCUGGGAAGGAAAUUGA